Messenger RNA from Arachis ipaensis, 1529 nucleotides. The record is from RefSeq and is a predicted model, not a curated record. Lineage: Eukaryota; Viridiplantae; Streptophyta; Magnoliopsida; Fabales; Fabaceae.
AUGGAUUAUCAACCUGAUACGGUAACAUUGACAACAAUCCUGAAAGGUCUCUAUCUCUGUGGUAGUAUUGGAAAAGCAGUGCGCUUUCAUGACAGAGUGCUGGCUCAUGGAUUUCAGUUUAAUCAAGUCACUUAUGGGACGUUGAUCAAUGGGAUCUGUAAGACCGGACACACAUCAGCUGCUAUUCAAGUGUUGAGAAAGAUCCCACGGUAUGGCAUUGCUCCUAAUGUCUUCGUGUACAGCGCAAUUAUUGAUAGCCUCUGCAAGGAUACACUUGUAAGUCAGGCUUUUCAUUUAUUCUCUGAAAUGCUUGCUAAGGGAAUUUCUCCCGAUGUUAUCACAUACAGUUCUCUCAUUUUUGGAUUGUGUCUUGAGGGUCAAUAUAAGGAAGCCAUUGAUUUGUUAAGUGAUAUGGUGCUUAGAAACAUUACUCCAAAUGUUCAUACCUAUAGUAUUUUGAUCGAUGGGCUAUGCAAGGAAGGAAAGAUCAAAGAUGCUAAGAAUGUGUUGGCUGUGAUGACAAAACAUGGUGUGAAACCAGAUGUGGUUACUUAUAGCAACUUAAUUGAUGGAUAUUGUUUGGUUAAUCAGGUAAAUAAGGCAAAAUAUAUAUUCAACACAAUGGCCCAAAGUAGAGUGUCACCCAAUGUUCAAAGUUACAAUACCAUGAUUAAUGGCUUGUGCAAAAGUAAAAGGGUCGAUGAAGCCUUGAAUCUCUUUGAAGAAAUGCAUCGCAAGAACUUGGUUCCAAACACGGUAACUUACAGCACUCUUAUUGAUGGCUUGAGCAAAUCAAAGAGAAUCUCCCGUGCUUUGGAGCUUCUUAUCGAGAUGCAUCAUAGAGGUCAACCCGCUAAUGUAGUCACUUACAAUUCGUUGUUGGAUGGGAUGUUCAAAAACCAACAACCUAACGAGGCAUUUAUGUUAUUCAAUCAAAUGAUAGAGUGUGCCAUUGAUACAGAUAUAUUCACUUACAAUAUACUUAUAGAUGGCCUAUGCAAAGGUGGAAGACUUAUAGAUGCAAAAGAGAUUUUUCAAGAUCUUUCCGUUAAAGGCUAUCGUCCAAAUGUGAGGACAUACAAUAUUAUGAUCAAUGGGCUCUGCAAAGAGGGCUUGUUUGAAGAAGCAUUGGCACUCUUGUCAAAAAUGGAAGGCAAUGGUUGCUUACCAGAUGCUGUGACUUUUGAAACUAUUAUUAGUGCUUUGUUUGAAAAAGAUGAGAAUGACAUGGCGGAGAAACUUCUUCGGGAAAUGGUUGCUAGAGGCUUAUUGAAUUGAUAAAAGAAAAAGUUUUUGUUAUGCAAUCUGCAAUGGAGUUCUUUUCUGGUUCUACCAUUUGUAGGCACAGGUGCACGCAAGCAUGUUAAGUUGCAGCAUGGCAAAGACAAUAUUGAAGUUCUCUAGUAUGUGAUUUUGGCUUAUCAUGAAUGAAGCACAGUACAUUCCUUUCUUCCAGAUCAACUGCAGGAACAGUAAGCUGUCAUAAUCCUCAUUUCUAAGCUCAAAUACUGUGUCAUACCCUCUGCCUU